Scomber scombrus (Atlantic mackerel) is the source of this 1524-nucleotide messenger RNA. Its product is annotated as zinc finger protein OZF-like. The coding region runs from base 1 to 1293 and encodes 430 amino acids. The transcript has 2 exons. The record is from RefSeq and is a predicted model, not a curated record. Gene Ontology annotation, molecular function: RNA polymerase II cis-regulatory region sequence-specific DNA binding; DNA-binding transcription activator activity, RNA polymerase II-specific. NCBI's taxonomy places the organism in Eukaryota, Metazoa, Chordata, Actinopteri, Scombriformes, Scombridae. Gene Ontology annotation, cellular component: nucleus. Gene Ontology annotation, biological process: regulation of transcription by RNA polymerase II.
AUGACUUCAGCACAGCGUUUGAGAGAGUUAAUCAACGAGCGACUAACUGCUGCUGCUGAAGAAAUAUUCCGAGAUUUUCAAACAACUAUCUCAGAGUACGAAGAAGAGAUCAACCGUCAGCGCAGACUGCUGGAUAUCGUUUGGAAACCUGAAAUAAAACUACACAGAACAGAACUCCAACAGCAACAUGUCUGUAAGGAGGAGGAGGAGGAGGAGGAGAUUCUCCCCAACCAGCAGCUCUGUGACCAGGAGAGAAACUCAAGUCUGGACCAAGAGGAACCAGAGCCUCCACAGAUUAAAGAGGAACCAGAGCUUCUACAGAUUAAAGAGGAACAGGAGGAGCUCUGCACCAGUCUUGAGAUAGAACAGCUGGUACUGAAGGAGGAGACAGAAACCUUGAUGUGCACUCCUACUUGUGAGGAAAGUGAAGAUCAGACUUUGGACUUGAGUCCUGAUGAAACUCAGAUUACAACAGAGAAGGAACAACUUGUCAGCAUGUCAGUUAAAAGCUCUGUGAAACCUGAACCAGACAGUGACGACCAGCUCCUCUCUCACAACUCUCAUGUAGCUGAGAACCAAGAUCACGAAGGAGGCAAAUAUGGAGACCCAGGAUCAACUAGAAAUGAUCACACUAACAAUGAAGACAAGUCUACCACUUUAAAGAUUCACAGUAAUACUUUUACAGGGAAACAGCGUUUUAAAUGUGACACCUGUGGGAAAUCUUUUGCGUGCAAGUCCAAUUGGCGUAGACAUCUGAGAGUCCAUACAGGUGAGAAACCGUAUCCAUGUAACACCUGUGAGAAAAGAUUCUCUCAACCGGGUGCAUUAAAAGCGCAUCUAAGGGUCCACACAGGUGAGAAGCCGUAUCCAUGUGACACUUGUGAGAAAAGAUUCUCUGAACCAAACAAAUUAAAACUGCACAUGAGAACACACACAGGUGAGAAGCCGUAUGCAUGUGACACUUGUGGGAAAAGAUUCUCUCAGCCAGGUGCAUUAAACCUGCAUAUAAGAACACACACAGGUGAGAAGCCUUACCCCUGCAACACCUGUGACAAAAGUUUCCCUCAUCUGGGCACAUUAAACCUGCAUAUAAGAACACAUACAGGUGAGAAGCCUUACCCGUGCAACACCUGUGGGAAAAGUUUCCCUCAUCUGGGCACAUUAAAACAUCACAUGAGAAUCCACACGGGUGAGAAGCCAUACACUUGCAAAACUUGUGGGAGAGAGUUCAGACUUGGACAUAACUUGAAGAUCCAUAUGAAGACGCACGCAGUAGAAAAAGAUUCUGUCUGAUGACAAAGCUCAUAAGAAUUAAUUCAAAUGUAUUUGUAUUUCUGUAUUUACACUGAUAUUUAUUCAGCAGGUCACAAAUGAUUGUGGAAAAAAUAUAGACAGCUGUACUGUAUUGAAUAAGAUUUACGUUUGGUUUGACACUUGUAAAUAUUUGAAUAUUCACACCUUCUGGGCAUGCUUUAGUCCUAUUUGGGGGUUUUGUCAACUUUAAACCAAAAUAUGUACAGAGUA